UAUAUGGUAGAGCCUAUGAUGAUUUUAGUAAAUUCGUUGUAUUUGCAGUGAGUAUAUAAAUUCAACAAAAUGAAAGGUUUAGUUCUUUCCGCUUGUGUUUUGAUGUUUGUUUCUAACUCACUAAGCUUAAAACCACAUAUAGGAGAAAAUCUACAACAAGAUAUUAUAAUUUGUAAAAAUGAAACGGACGGCUGGCAAAAUAGCAACAGAAAAUUUGGCUGUUUUUUGGUGUGUGUUUUGAAAAGACGGAAUCUAAUAGAAGGAACAAACAUUAAGGAAAACGAACUUUAUACACUAUUAAAGGAAGAAGUAUUCGAAAAUAAGGAUAACCUCAUAUUACGUAACAUUUUUCAUGCAUGUAUAGAAGGAGCAAAGAAUAUGGAAGAAGAAUGUGAAAAGUGUGAGGGCAUAUGGGGAUGCGUCAUGAUGAAUUUAGUGGUCCUUUCAGAGGAGGCAGUUAGAGAACAUGAAACUGAAGCAGAAAGAACAACAGAAGCUGAAACAAUAAACUAGACAACAGAAAGAGAACCAGAACAGACUAAAUAAAUACAACUGAAUAGAAAAAUUAUACAUUAUCCGUAUGAUAAUUAAUUUCAUAAUCUAAUUUACAUUACAUGAAAAUAUACAUGUAUUUCUCAUACUCUAUUUUUAAUUUCCUGAUUUAAUAAAAGAGCAGUA
Monomorium pharaonis (pharaoh ant) is the source of this 678-nucleotide messenger RNA. RefSeq names its product pheromone-binding protein Gp-9. The transcript is spliced from 5 exons. Gene Ontology annotation, molecular function: odorant binding. The record is from RefSeq and is a predicted model, not a curated record. Bases 70 to 513 code for a protein of 147 amino acids. Lineage: Eukaryota; Metazoa; Arthropoda; Insecta; Hymenoptera; Formicidae.